Molecule: messenger RNA, 941 nt
Organism: Carassius gibelio (silver crucian carp)
Lineage: Eukaryota; Metazoa; Chordata; Actinopteri; Cypriniformes; Cyprinidae
Gene: cldn10l2
Product: claudin-10
Exons: 5
Coding region: 84-842 (252 amino acids)
Biological process (GO): cell adhesion; bicellular tight junction assembly
Cellular component (GO): bicellular tight junction; plasma membrane
Molecular function (GO): structural molecule activity
Source: RefSeq, a predicted model, not a curated record
ACACAACACGGUCCGUCCUCUGUUUCCUAAACUCAGACGGCAUCCUCUGCUGAAGAAAGAGCGUAUGCUCAGCUCACAGGAACAUGAGGAAGAGUCUGAUACAGGUGUUUGGAUUCUUGAUCUCUACUUUCGGCUGGCUGUUUGUGAGCUGCACGCUAGCCAUGGACUACUGGAGGAUCUUCUAUGUAGGAGGCAAAGGUGGUAACUGGAUGAUCAAGGGGACGUGGUACUGGUCGAACCUGUGGAAGGACUGUGUGGUGGACACCUCGUCCGUCACUAACUGCAGAGACUACGAUGUGCUGUGGGCCGUCACACCGUAUGUUCAGGGGGUCCGAGGCCUGCUUCUGAUCGCCAUGAGUCUGGGGCUCAUCGCCGCUGUGCUCUGCUUUAUUGGGAUGGACUGCACAUACAUCGGCGGAAGUGAGAAACACAAAGACAGAAUAUUAUUUUUCGGAGCAGCUUUUCAUUUUGUUGGUGGAGUGUCGGCGCUUGCGGCGUACUGUUUAUACACAAACAGAGUCGUCAGCACUGCCCUAUCACCCGCUGCUGACAGAAGUAUCAUGAGGUAUGGGUUAGGAACUCCCAUUUUCUUUGGAUUGAUUGGAAGUUUCUUUAUAAUUCUGGGAUCUGUAUUAUACGCAGUGACAAUCAUCGCGAACAGUGGGCUGACAGUAUUUGGCAGGAAAGCAGACGCUCCUCCAUCGAGUAAAGCACAGUACACGUCUGCGUACUACGCCCCGUCCAGACCGUCUGUCCAUCUCAGCCAGUCCAGCGGCUCUCGGGUCUCCAGGAUGUCUCGGGUCACCGGGGAGAGCAUAUCUCCCAGAGACACAUUCGUCUGAACUUCAGAAAGCUCUGUAACAUUGCAAUCAAAUCUGUUCUGCAACAGCUCAACUUAUUUUUCAAAUGCAGUAGUAUAAUAAAAAAGUAAAUUCAUGGCU